Papaver somniferum (opium poppy) is the source of this 2084-nucleotide messenger RNA. RefSeq names its product ethylene-responsive transcription factor RAP2-4-like. The coding region runs from base 601 to 1797 and encodes 398 amino acids. Gene Ontology annotation, molecular function: DNA binding; DNA-binding transcription factor activity. NCBI's taxonomy places the organism in Eukaryota, Viridiplantae, Streptophyta, Magnoliopsida, Ranunculales, Papaveraceae. Gene Ontology annotation, biological process: regulation of DNA-templated transcription. The record is from RefSeq and is a predicted model, not a curated record. The transcript has a single exon.
UAGCGUUUCAAAACAGAGUGAAGGUGAGUUUGAGUGUUCAGAAAAAGAGCGAUUGUGAGGAAAAAAUUCUAAUUUCUUUUUAAAAAAAAAAUUUGUGAGUGAUUUUCUUCAGCUUCCCUCCCCCCCAUUUCUAGCAAUCCCGCUUCUCUGUAUCCCAUUCUGUAAUUUCAUCUGUUAGUUUCUACGAAAACUUGAUUCUCGGUUUGUUUUGGUUCCUUCUUUCAAAAUUUAAAAAAAAAAAAGAAAAAUCAAACUUGUAAAAUGGCUUUCUUCAGAAUUUUCAGGUGGUUAUCAGAAUAGAGAUUCAGUGUUGUUUUUUUUUGAAAGUUAUUAAUUAAUUUUUUCAGUUUGUUCUUAGCUUUGAUAAAUCAACUUGCAGAGAUUUCUUUUUAUAUCUCUGAAGUUGUUCUUAGUUUCAUUAGUAUAAAGAAUUUAUACUUUAUUUUCUCUUUCAGGUACCUUUUCAUUUUGUAAUCAGUUUUCUUUAUAUGUAAAACUAUAACCUGUUCUUUAAUUUUGUUAAGAACCAGGUUAGAUUUUCACAUUUUCUUAUAAUUUUUCUUUUUUCUUUUCUUUAGUUUAUCAUCAACAUUAUAUAUCAUGGCAACAGCAUUAGAUAUCUACAGUGGUUGUAAUAGAAGUAGUAGUAAUGAUUUUUCAGAUUUAUUUACAGGAGGAGGUGAAUUAAUGAAAGCACUGGAACCUUUUAUCAAAGGUGCUUCAUCAUCUUCUCCAGACUCUCCAUCUCCAUUUUCUUCCUCUAACUCUUCUUCUUUUUCCUCAACCCCUAAUCCCUUUUCUUUUUCUACCUCUCCUUUUCCUUCUACUUCUUUCUCUCCUUUCCCAACUUCUCAAUCUGAUUUUUACACUCCGGAAUUUUGUUCAACAUCAAACACACCCCAGAUGUUUUAUCCAGGGGGGUCUAGUCCAAAUAUUUUUGGUCAUGAUGAACAAUCUGGUUUAUUAGGUUUAAAUCAACUUACCCAGCUUCAAAUCCAACAGAUUCAGGUACAAAUUCACCUUCAACAACCACAACAGCAGCAGCAUCAAUUCAUGGGUCUUUCUAAAUCUGGGAUUGAUUCAAUUCAGAAUCAGUAUCAACAUGAAUGGACCCAACAACACCAACCACAGAAAACUAGCCUAAGUUACUUAAGUCCUAAAUCAAUCCCAAUGAAGCAACAAAUAGGUUUAGGAAAACCUACAAAGCUUUAUAGAGGUGUUAGACAAAGGCAUUGGGGAAAAUGGGUUGCAGAAAUCCGUUUACCUAAGAAUAGAACUAGGUUAUGGCUUGGUACUUUUGAUACUGCUGAAGAAGCAGCUUUAGCUUAUGAUAGUGCUGCUUAUAAGUUGAGGGGUGAAUUUGCUAGACUUAAUUUCCCUCAUCUUCCCCAUUCUCAUGAUGACAGAAAACCUCUUAAUUCUCUUGUUGAUUUGAAGCUUCAAGCUAUUUGUGAAAGCUUAGCUGAUCAAAAGAAACAGGGGAGGAAGAAGACUUUGGGCAAGAAGAAACUUCCCUCUAAGAAUCAAAUAGAGGAGGAGGGUUCUUGGAAACCAAAUAUGGUAGUUGAAAACCAUCAAACAUUAGGGUUUCAGAAUCAUGGUUAUUGUAAGGUGGAAGAGACUUCAUUAUCAUCACCAAUGUUUUUGGAGAGUGAUGAAUCUGCAAGUUCUUUAUCAUCAUCAUCACCUGAAUCUGAUAUUAAAUUCCCCGAGUUUAUGCAUCAACAGCAAUCGGAGAAUGUCAAUUUGAAGAAAUAUCCAUCAUGGGAUUUUGAUUGGGAAGCCAUCCUUUCAUGAUUAAUUUGUUUGUAAUUCAGUUUCAAAUAGUCUCUACUGCAAUGGGUUUUUGACAUUUGCAGAGAGUUUUUUUUAGACUAUUUAGUUGUUCAGUUUAUUUAUCAUUGUAGAUUGUUAAUCAGGGUUAUGUUAAUAUGUAAAAGGAGGUAUCAUUCCUCCUCUUCUUUAGUUGAUCUGCUUGUUUUUUCCUUGCAUCGAUCAGCUGGAUUGUAAGAAAAAAAGACCUCUGUUUUGUAAUUGUAAUUGUAAUUUCCGUCUAAGAAUCUAUGGUUUUUUCAUUGCUUUUA